This is a messenger RNA of Phanerochaete carnosa HHB-10118-sp, 2132 nucleotides long. RefSeq lists its product as uncharacterized. The transcript has 9 exons. The record is from RefSeq and is a predicted model, not a curated record. NCBI's taxonomy places the organism in Eukaryota, Fungi, Basidiomycota, Agaricomycetes, Polyporales, Phanerochaetaceae. The coding region runs from base 123 to 1796 and encodes 557 amino acids. Gene Ontology annotation, molecular function: heme binding; monooxygenase activity; iron ion binding.
CACUUCAUUUUGGCCCCUGAAGGCUAUGCCCCGUUUUCCCGGGUGCGAAGACAUAUAUAUACCCAGUGCGUAGUGGCUCUCGACUCGAUUCGCAGCUGGAAGAAUACUAUCCUGCACGUAUCAUGUCCGUGCUACUGGAUAGUCUGACCACAAAUCAAUGCAUGCUCGCGGUGGCGGCAUGCGCGCUGGUGACCCACUGGAUCUUCAAUCGCUGGGAGCCAACUGAUAUACCGACCCUCUUUAUCUUAUUGCUGCUCGCUCCCGCUGCGGCGUCGACACUGCUCAUCCAACAUCACGGCGUCACCUACGGAGUUGCCCUCACCUUCUUUACCUACCACGCCUCUCUCCUCUCAUCGAUCACCGUCUACCGCAUCUCACCGUUCCACCCACUGGCACGCUACCCAGGCCCGUUGUUGGCAAAGGUCACCAGAUGGUAUCUGACGUUUAUUGCGGUCGGGGGGCGUCAGCACGUUGUAACGCGGCGCUUCUUCGAGCAAUAUGGUGAUGCUGUCCGAGUUGGUCCAAAUGAGGUCCACUUUCGGGACCUAUCUGUGCUGCAGACGAUGAUGGGCCUGAAAGGGAUGCCGAAGGGUCCUAUGUGGGACGGCCGAUCCUUGAAAGGAGGUAAAUCAAUGAAGGGAUCAGGUAUUCUCAUCGGCCUUAGAGAUAACGCGACUCACGCCCGCCGUCGGAGGCCCUGGAAUCGCGCGUUCAGCUCCGCGGCGCUCAAGAAUUACGAGCCUGUCAUCGUCAAGCGUGUAUCCCAAUUUGUAGCGCUGCUCGAGAAGCAGAAGCAGAUUGACUUCGCACGCCGCGUGCACCUCUUCACAUUUGAUUUUAUCUCUGAAGCUCUAUUUGGCGGAGAGUCGGAGGCCAUGCAGGACGACGACAAAGAUGGUGCGGUCGGUGCGAUGCAUAUAGCCUUCAAGGAGCUGCAAUUUUAUGAAAAUAUUCCCUGGCUCGGGCGUCUCGCACGCUAUCUUCCAUCUGCAGGCGGAAAUGCCAAGGGCUUCAUAACUAUGUGCAGGAGUCGCGGAGUCGAACGGCUCGCGAAGACAUCGAGCACGAAAGAUCUGUUCUACUGGCUGAACAAUGAAGAUGGAAGCGAGAAGGAAGACCCACCGAAGCUAACGGUUAUCGUCGACUCUACGCUCGCUAUCAUCGCUGGGUCCGACCCGACAUCUGCAGCGCUCAGCACCAUCGUGUACUGCCUGCUCACCCACCCGCAGGCGUAUGCGCGGCUGCAGACCGAGGUCGACCAGUUCUACCCGCCAGAGGAAGAUUCGCUUGAUCAGAAGCACCACACCAGCAUGCCCUACCUUGAAGCAGUCAUCAACGAGGCUAUGCGUCUUUACCCCGUUGUCCCAAGCGGGACCCAACGUGCGCCUGAGCGCGGCUCCGGCGGGUUCGUCGCAGGCCCACAUUUCAUACCAGAGUGGACGUCGAUCCGGGCGCCGACGUGGUCCCUGCACCGCGACGCGCGCAACUUUGCACAGCCGGACGCGUUCCUCCCCGAGCGGUGGCUUGCGCCUGAGGACCGCGACGCUACCGGGCUUGCGAGUCCGGGAGGCGCGCACGACAUGCGCGCAUUCGUACCGUUCUCAUACGGCCCGCGGAACUGCGUUGGGAAGAACCUGGCGAUGGUGGAGAUGAAGGUCGUGCUGACGCACAUGCUGCAGCGUCUGCGUCUGCGGUUUGAGGAGGGCUUCGACCCUGUCGCAUGGGAGAGUGGCCUGGAGGAUCGGUUCGGCCUCGUUGUGCCGAGGCUACCGCUCAUCGUUGAACGGAGGAUUUGAGGAACGGCGGUCUGCUACAUGCGUUGCAUCGUCGCUUCGCCGCGUAUACAACCCUGCAUUCAUGCUUCGGCCCUCCGCAGGCCUACCACCCGCUAAGAUACGGAAGAAGAAAACCGGCUAUGAUAUUGGAAAAUGGAAGCGUGGCAUCCAGACUACGGAAACAGAGAUACAAUCUAUGUCCACGACUCUCGUAUUGUGCUUCUGUGCUUUUAAGAGCUCUUGCUUUAGAAAUUUCUCAGGCAGAUUUUGUCUCUUUCCGACGCCUCUGGAAGAUCUCGAUGCUGUCUGUGUAACCUACUCCUGUCGACCAUAUACUAUGAGCCCUUCAACAGCAAC